CCCCCUGUUUAUCAACACUUGGUGCACGAGUCCUCACGCCCGGCACAUUACAGGAGCCCCUUGGUAAGUUAUGGCGGAUUUUCCUGACGAUGCCAAACAUGAUUUUGAUUUAGAUGUUGUUCACCAAGGGUUCGUGAAAUGCCGAGAGAGCAGCGAUCAGCUGAUCCUGAGGAAUUACCUGGAGGCCUAUCACGAGUUGAACAGGUUCUUCCGACUUACUGGUAGGCUUUUCGCUUUUGUUGCCAAAGACCUUGAGGAGAAAAUCCACGUGCUGGAGAGCCAUUUGGAUGGACCUAAUGGCCGACACUACGUCACCGUCCAAUCAAUGACCGACUUCGAGGUCGCGAAUAACAUCACAAAGGUCAAACACAAACUUCCCUCGGGGUCAAGGUCGUUGCUCCGUCUCCACAGAGGACUCGAGUUCAUUCUGGAGUUCAUGAGGCGUAUGGGUGAAAGUUCAGACGACGAUAGAUCGUCAACGAUUGCCGCUGAAACUUACAAAGACACACUCGCUCAUUAUCAUCCAUGGCUCGUCCAGAAGAUGGCGGGCUUUGCAAUGUACAUGUUGCCAAGCAGACGACAACUCUUUGAAACCAUGUGCAAGCAUAAUUACGCGCACGCGCUAGAACUGUUGGACUCUGUUGUAAAGGCGGGAAAACCUGUUUACGAAGACACGCAGAACAUUUUUGCAAAUCACGGUUUAUUGGAUUUACCCUAAAAGACGGAGGGAAUAGGAUAAGAAUAGUACAAUCAAGUUGACCUGUAUGAAGAUAUAUUCUUAACAAAUAUUUAAUAUGAUUGAAUGGGUAAAUGAAAAACUAUUUAUUAACUAUAUUAAUUUGCAUCUCCGCCAGCCAAGGGUGGGGAUCCACGAUGUAGGGUGAAUAGAGAAAC
Messenger RNA from Magallana angulata, 894 nucleotides. RefSeq names its product ceramide-1-phosphate transfer protein-like. Gene Ontology annotation, cellular component: cytoplasm; membrane; cytosol. Gene Ontology annotation, molecular function: ceramide 1-phosphate transfer activity; ceramide 1-phosphate binding. The transcript has 2 exons. The record is from RefSeq and is a predicted model, not a curated record. The coding region runs from base 71 to 718 and encodes 215 amino acids. Gene Ontology annotation, biological process: ceramide transport; intermembrane lipid transfer. Lineage: Eukaryota; Metazoa; Mollusca; Bivalvia; Ostreida; Ostreidae.